Messenger RNA from Striga hermonthica, 966 nucleotides. Lineage: Eukaryota; Viridiplantae; Streptophyta; Magnoliopsida; Lamiales; Orobanchaceae. The record is from the annotation of a GenBank genome assembly.
AUGGUGUGGAGUACAAAACAAGCCUUUGAAAUAAGGAGCAUUGGGCAGAAUAGUUUCCAGUUCAUCUUCCAGAAUGAUGAGGAUAGGGCUAAAGUUUUACAGGGGAAAACCUGGACAUUUGAUGGGCAGUACAUAUUGUUGAAGAACUGGAGUCCAGAAGGAGUAGAUUUCUCAGAGGAAGAUGAAAAAGUGCAGCUCUGGGUUCAGAUUCAUCAACUACAUUGGUUGGGAUAUGAAUCAGGAAUAAAGAUUGGCAAGCUGAUAGGAAAAGUCCUUGAUGUCUACAUUCCUGUAGGAGCUUCUCAACAAGGUAAUAUUAUCAAAGUGCUGGUGGAGGUUAAUCUUAAAGAACCUCUGGUGAGGGGUGCGUUUAUCAAGCUAGGGGGAGAUAGUAGAUGGGUGGAUUUUAAAUACGAAAACCUGCAGACUUUCUGCUUUUAUUGUGGGUUGAUUAGCCACUCUGAGAGACACAGUCUGGUCAAGAAGAAGGAUUCUAAGGAAGGUAGUGUCAGUGCUAACAGUAGUGGGAUGGGGGAGAAGGGUAGUACAGAGAGUGAGAGAGUAGAGGAAGGGCAGGGUAGUGGAAGUAAAAUUGGGUCUGGGGAAAUGGGUCUGAUUCCUUCUCCUGGCAUUAUGGAAACCCAGGCUCAUGAUCUUUCUCUCAGCAUUGAUAACCAUCUGAUGGAAGUCAAUGUGCAAUCUUCUCCCUCUGGGGAAAUAAUGCCUAAGAGACUAAUUGCCGUUGCUUCGACGGCAUUGCAUAAUUAUAUAAGGCUAGAGGCGAUAGCGGAUGAAGAAUUUAAACGUUAUGGUGAAGAUGAAGAUUAUCUCAGCGAUGAUGAAGAAUUAGACAUAGACUCGGAGGAUCAUUAUGGUGAAAUUAAUGGACUGGUGAAUAAUCAACUGAAUCAGGAAAUGAGCAUUCUAUGUGAUGCUAUAGCCGAUUCUGUGUACCGUGCUACGUGA